Molecule: messenger RNA, 4314 nt
Organism: Schistosoma spindalis
Lineage: Eukaryota; Metazoa; Platyhelminthes; Trematoda; Strigeidida; Schistosomatidae
Source: the annotation of a GenBank genome assembly
GGACAACAGCUGAACGUGAAUCAAAUAUUUUAACAACAAGAAAACAAUUACAUAAAUUAAAUUGUGAUCAAUUUCAACAUCGUGUUCAUGAUGAUAAUGAUGAUGAUGAUGAUGACGAUGAUGAUGAUGACCAUGAUGAUCAUGAUCAUAAUGAAUUUGUUACUACUAUUUAUGAUAGAACAAAUAAUAACAUUUUUCCUAAAUUACAUAAUACAUCUAGACAAGCAUUACGUAUAUUGAUUACAACACAAGAACAAUUGAUUAGUGUAGCUGGUGGAUUAUUUACACAAAGUAUUAGUGAUUCACAAGCACCAAUGUGGUCUGUUAAUCAUAAUCAAGAACUAACUGAUUCAUCAAAACCCAAUCGAUUGAAUUUAAUGCGACAAACAUCUGAUCCACUAAGUCAUCCAGUAAUACGUGGUCGUAGUCCACAAAGUUCCAGUCAAUGGAUAAAUAUACAAGAUGCUUCACAUAAUACAAAUCAAAUACCUUUAUAUCAACAGGCAUUACUUAGUCCUCGAGUAAAAGUUCCACAAAAUAAUAAUUUAUUAACUAAAGGUUUAAUUCAAUCAGAUUAUACUACAAAUAUGUAUUCUGAUACAUCACAGUAUCAACAACAAUCUCAACAACAAACUCAACUUACUCCUAAUCAAUCAUCAAGUGGGCAAAUUUCAAUGAAUCGAUCAAAUUUGGCACAAUUACAAAGUUUAUAUCAACAAUUACUUCAACAGCAUCAACAACUUUUACAACAACAACAACGUCAACAACUUCAUCCACAACAACAGCAGCAGCAACAACAACAACAACAACAACAACCUUUGGACUAUGCAGCUGGUCAACCAAUAGACAGUAGUCUUUAUGCAACUGUUCAACGUCCAUCAACUAAUAUUCCUAGUUCAUUGGUUGCAAGUUUACAACGUGUAAUAUUACAGCAGCAGCAGCAGCAACAACAACAACAACAACAACAAACUGCAAUGCAACAACAAUUACAGAUUCCUCAGACACAACCGUCAAUCAUCCCCAGUGUGAGUAUGUAUGCACAGGCUACACCAGCUAUACAACCCUUAACAACACUUAGUCUUUCUGGUUUAUCUACAUCAUCUGCUUUUACUAAUCUUGCACGAGCUUUACUUCCUACAUCAGUUGUUUAUAAUACUGGAGAAUCAUUAACUGCACCACCAUCAUUGUCUGGUGCUCCACCUCCAACAUUAUUUCAUAGUCCUAAUUUAAUGCCAAAUUCUAAUCUACUUCUUUCAAAUUUAAGACCACCAAUGUUUCCCCAACAACCGCAACAACCACAACACUUGUUACAGAAUUUUCAAAUUCCAUCUGCUAUGGAACCAUCUUAUCUUUCAUCACAAAAUAGAUUAGCUGGUCCAUUAAAUAUGGGAUUAAUUGGUGAUAUUGCACAAACUGAUCUAUUGAAUGAUCCAUCAUGGCAAGCUGAACAAAGACGAAGAAUUGAUCUACAAAGAACACGUUCAUUGUUAAAUGAACAAGAAAGGAAAUUAUUUGAAGAAUUGAAAAAUAUUCGUAAUCGACGAGCUGGUCUUUCAAAAUUAGAACAAUUUGGACGUUCUACUACUGGUAGUGGUAGCAGUACUGUUGGUACUUCUGGAUUAACACCUUUAGAAAGUUAUCGUCGAGUUACUAAACGUAUAUCAACCAGUGAAGAUGCACGUCUUAGAAAUCGUAAUAGACCUUUAUAUGCAAUUGGCAGAUCUGGGUCAGCUGAUACAGCAAGAGUACCACUUGGCAGUGGUAGUCAUUAUCCAUAUGGUGAUGCUUAUGGAUCAGAUCUUGAUGAAGAUUCAGCUCUAUUGGCUAUUUUAGAACAAAGAUUGUCUAGAAAACCGGAAAGUCGAAGAAUCUACUCGGAUUCCGAGAUGGGAUUACAAGAUGCAGCUGAUAUUCCAUUACGUAUUGUUGGACAACAACAACGUUCGGGUCAUGUAGUUGACGGGUCUAGUCAAGCUUUCACUGGUCCUGCUAUACCAGAUCUUCAAUUGAAAUCAACUCUUCCUCCGACUCCACCUUCUCGUUAUUGUAUUCAUGAAUUUGAUGAUUCUUUACAAUCCAUAUACUAUCCAUAUCAUCAUAUCAUACAUCAUUAUGAACAUGAUAAUACAUAUCGAGAUAUUAGUCCAUUAUCUGAUAUUCUUAUGUCAUACGGUGAACAAAAUGAAGACUCGGAAUUAUUUCCAAGACGGCCAAGGAUACAAGUUGUACAUUCUCCUGUUGAAGCAUCCAAUCAAAUAACCAGUGGACCAACUAGAGGCAGAGCAUUUUCUGGAUCUCCGACAAUUUAUCAAACUCAAGGACCAUAUACAAAAUCAAGAUUAUCUUAUAUGUCCCCUGCUAAAAGAUCACAUUUCUGGGGACAUUCGAGUUAUGAUGAGCAAUGGUCGAGACAGCCAGUUGCUGAUGGACCUACAAUUGAUCGAUCCUCGUGUACUAGUCCAGUACAAACACAUUCUGGUCGUUUACUUCGAUCACCAGUUAGUCCACCGUCUAGAGGAUAUAUACGACGUCCAUCAGAAGUGAUUGAUGGAGGUAGUCAGUCGGAUACAGCAAUUAUGUCUGGUUUUAGUAGUCGGGUAUGUUAUCCCGGUACUUCAUAUUCUGCACAUGAUCAACCUGUUAGACGGCCAUAUAGAGCAAUGCGUGGUAAAACAUCGGAACCUACGAAACGAAACAGACCUACACAAGUACCAGUAUAUCGAAGUCCAGAAGAUCACAAACCAUCAAGAUCAAAACAACCAAUUUCAAGUGGUUUAGAACAUAUACCGGAUAAUGCUUUAGUUGUGUUAAGCAGAAUAUCAGCAUCCACUCAUAUAUGGUACCGUCCUGAAAUGUCACGGAAUGACGCAAUGGAUUUAAUCAGAUCAGAAAUUCCUGGAACAUUUAUUGUUCGUAAUAGUGGAAGCUUUCCAUAUUCAUUUGGUCUAGUAGUUAAAGUUCAUAGACAUCAUACUCAUGGUGAAGAAUCUGAUUCUAUAAGACAUUAUUUAAUUGAAGGUUUACAAUCUACAAUAUCAACUGUAUAUCAUGCAAUUGGUGUAUCUGGAACAUUAUUACCUCCAUCUAAUAUACCAAUGGAUUCAUCAGCUUUAAGUGUAAUUCAUGAACCUGUACGACUUCGUGGAUCUUCAAAUGAACCAAUAUUUACUAAUUUAGUUAGUUUAUUAUAUGAACAUACAAUUCAACCAUUAGCAUUACCAUGUAUAUUAAGAUUACCAUUUAAAUUGCCUACUUCAAUUAAUAGUCUUCCUUCUUUAAUAGUAUUAACAAGAAAUUCACAUUCUGAUCAUAUAUCACCAACUUCAAUAGUACCAAAAUAUUCUUCACAAGUUGGAUCUUAUCAUACAGGCUGUGAAAGUCCUCAUGACUUUCAUAGAACGGACAGAUCCCAAGGAGUUUCAAUAAGACAUCCUACAGAAUCUGUAACAACUGACUUAGUAUCAUAUGAAAUGGAAUCAUCAUAUAAUCCAAUACAACAACAUCAACAGUCAGGAACACAUCCCUCACAACCGAGUAUACAUCAUUCAACUAGACAAGAUUCUUUUCUUACACCGUUUAGUGGUACCAAGUCUAGAUCGAAUAGAUCUCCUCCUGCUGUGUAUGAAGGUGAACUAGGACCGAUAGGUCCUCCAGAUCCAGGAAGAACAUUUACAUCGAUUUAUUUAGGAAGUAUUGACACUGAGAAUCUUACAGGUUCUUCAGCAAUUCGUAAAGCAGUUGAUGUCCUUUUAGAAAAUGCAGCUCAGGUUAGACAAACAGAAGUAACAAUACGUGUUUCACAAGAUGGAUUAACAGUGACAGAUAAUUGGAGAAAAUUAUUUUUUCGACGAAAUUAUCCAUUUCAUUCUGUAUCAUUUUGUUCAAUUGAUCCUUGUCAAAGAUGUUGGGAAUCACCUGAACUCAGAUCAAUGGGCUUCAAAUCCUCAUUAAUUUUUGGUUUUGUUGCUAGAAAACAAAAUACAAAAGAAAAUAUGUGUCAUGUAUUAUGUGAUACACCAGAAUGUAAUGCAAAUAUCAUUACAGAUUAUAUUAUGCAUCGAUUAAAUGAAUAUUAAAAAAUAAAAAUAAAAAACUUUUAUUGAUUAUUAGUAUUAUAUAAUCUAAUCAUUGUUUCCAACUUGACUACUAAUGUACAUACAUACAUAUAUAUAUGGAUACCAUUUACAUAUUUAUUAUCCCUUAAUGUAUGAGCGCCCAGAACAGGGUUGGAUCAAGGGUGUUGUUGGGCGGCCUAUGCUCCUCCACGAGAAGGAGUAACAGGCGUAAGUAAAUAAGUAAUGUAUGGGCAUCUUC